GCGUAAACGUCAAUGUCGGCGAGGUUUCCGGAAGCUGUGACAGGAGCUGCUCUGGAGGGGAAGAUACUGAACCCCGGAGGCUGGGGGUUGCGCGCUUGACCGGGCCGCCCCCACCGGACCCGGGUAUCGCCCGGGUCCCGGUUCCGAUCCCAAGAGUCGCAAACAGGCCAUCCCGGCCGGCGGGCCGCAGGUCGGGAUGCAGGCACUAGAACAAGAAGGCUGUGGGCAGGAGGGGACAUCCACUGCUGUGCCUGAGGCCCAACCCGACCCUCCACCUGCCCCGCCUAAGCCUCCAGUGCUUGACCUCUUCAACUUGGUCCUGUUUUACAAGAAGCUUGUUCUCUACUUGGAGCCCCUCAAGGAUGCAGGCGAUGGGAUCCUCUAUUUGCUGAGGUGGCAGGCACCAGUGUGUUCCUUGCUGACCUGCCUGGGCCUCAAUUUCCUCUUCCUCACUCUGAAUGAGGGUGCCUGGUACUCAGUGGGUGCCCUGCUGAUUUCUGUUCCUGCCUUGCUGGGCUACCUGCAGGAGGUGUGCCGGGUCCGCCUCCCUGAGCCGGAGCUGAUGCGGAGGAAGUAUCACAGCGUGAGGCAGGAUGAUCUGCGGAAGGUCCGGCUGUCACGGCCUGAGGCUGUGGCAGAGGUGAAGAGCUUCUUGAUCCAGUUGGAGAGCUUCAUGAAUCAAUUGUGCUGUAGGUGUGAGUCGGUCUAUCGUGUGCUAUACUGGGAGAACCCAGCAGUGUCCUCACAAUUCUAUGGGGCUCUGUUGGGCUCCGUCUUCGUGCUCUAUGUGUUACCCCUGUGCUGGGUCCUCGCUCUUCUCAACAGCACUCUCUUUCUGGGAAAUGUGGAAUUCUACCGAGUAGUGGCAGAAUGCCGGGCUACCCUGCAGCAGCGGAUGAACCCUAAGCUUCCAGCGAUCACUGAGGAAUGCCUGGAAUCAGAUGGUGGGGGAAGAGGAGCAUUGCUGGACUGCAGUUCAACCCCUACUCCCACCGAGGACCUCACACCAGGCAGUGUGGAGGAGGCAGAAGAGGCUGAGCCAGAUGAAGAAUUUAAAGAUGCUAUUGAGGAGACCCACCUGGUGGUGCUGGAGGAUGAUGAGGGAUCUCCCUGCAAUGUGGAAUAUGAUCUGGCCCCACACGACAAUGGUUUUAUGAGCAAGAAUGAAGUGAUUCGAAGCAAGGUGUCUCGACUCACUGAGAAGCUCCGAAAACGUUAUCCCACCAACAAUUUCGGAAACUGUACAAGCUGCUCUGCUACCUUCUCAGUGCUGAAGAAGAGGCGCAGCUGUAGUAACUGUGGAAACAGCUUUUGCUCCCGGUGCUGCUCCUUCAAGGUCCCCAAGUCCUCUAUGGGAGCCACAGCCCCUGAAGCACAGAGAGAGACUGUAUUUGUGUGUGGCUCAUGUAACCAGACCCUCAGCAAGUGAGAAGAGCGUCCUGGAGGGGGGCCCUUGUGAGCCCCGCCUGCUCACCCUCCUCUCCUGAGCCUGCUCCUGAGGCGAGCAAUUAGAGUUUCCCCAGAUCCCUCAUGCCAGUGUGUGGAGGUAGCUGGGCAGAGCUGGGUGUGAACAUUGGAUAGGUGCCUCCCCUUCCUUUCUCUACCUGCGACAUACCUGCCCUGGGGUCACUGAUGACAUUUCCAGCUUCCCUUUGUAUUCCUCUGGAAGAUUGGAAUGAUAGCUCCCCUCAGAUCUCUGUGCCGGGUAACCCCUGGAUUGCUAGACAGUGGACUAUAGGGGAAGCAGGAUUGAAUGGGGGAUUAGAGUGGGCAGAAUUAGAGUGAAGCCAAAUCUUGGCCUGAUUACUUGUAAGUCGGGCUUAACCUUUACCCUAUGGCCUUCGUGAUACUGGGAGUUGUAGAAGUAACUGGAUCCCCAAAGCCAGAGAGGCACCUUUGUUGCACAUCAGCCUGUAGGGACAGAAACACCUGAGUACCUUGUCCCAGGUGGCCUUCCAGGAGAGCGUGGCUAGAGGUGGUUGGGUGGCAGCCAUAACCCCCUGUCCAUGGCAUUUCAGUGCCCCUACGAGGGCUGCAGUUACAGGCUGUCACCACAUGACCUUUGGAACUGUAGCUGUCAAGGGGGCAGAAUGAUGAAAGACCAGCUAGAAGCCAGCCAGUUAACUGUGUGUGAGCUGGAUGUAAAGGCAUUGAUGAAGCCUUUUAUCACUGCAGCCCGUUCUCACAAUCACUCCCUUGGAAAGUAAGAUGGUGAAGGAAACUUCUGAAUCCUGCUUUGUCAUUCUCUGAUUCUCAGCUAUGGAGAGGCAGCUUGGGAAACUGGCUGGCUUCCUACCAUGUGUUUUUAUGCCUCAAUAGUAGUUGUUCCUGCUGCCUUCAAGCCGACUGGAUCCCUUCUCCACGUUGUCAAGACUCCUCUGCUAUAUUAUAGAUAAGCUCAGAGAUGUAGUGGUGAAGCCAGGAUAUUCCUUUGACUCUCUGUGGCCUGCUCAGUCAAGGGAUUGUUUGAUACUGACCACACCCUUUUGUUAGUUUGAGGCAGGUGUCUAGUUUCUUGAGGACCAAGUGGGCACUUCCCAGGAUGGGAGCCUGGUCAGGUUUUUUUUCCUACACUGGCACUUCCCUCCCUAUCUUGGAAAUAUUUAUUUAUUUAUUAUAUGGUUCUUGGGAGCAGGGGGUGUUGGGAGUAGAUUAGAGAGGAACCUGGGACUACCCUUACCCUGAGACUAUUCCUGGAACGAUGAGGUUCCUUGAGACAUAGGACCUAGGAGACUGAGAUAUUUCAGGACUUCGUACUUUCCCUACCCCAUCCUCUGCCCCUCCCUUCUUUAGUUGGAGGCUCCCCUAGGGUCCCCAGGGGUCAACCAGAUCUUUGUGCCUCCUCUUUCUGCCACCUCUUCCAUUCUAUCCGCUUCGAAGUGAGAGCUUGGAUAUACUGUGCUUCCCACUGGAGGUGUGCUAAAGGAAUCUCUGUGUACACGGAGACAAUAAAACAACAUCAGGCUGUUUGUGUUA
Trichosurus vulpecula (common brushtail) is the source of this 2976-nucleotide messenger RNA. RefSeq names its product zinc finger FYVE-type containing 27 (gene ZFYVE27). Gene Ontology annotation, cellular component: growth cone membrane; endoplasmic reticulum tubular network. Lineage: Eukaryota; Metazoa; Chordata; Mammalia; Diprotodontia; Phalangeridae. The coding region runs from base 197 to 1429 and encodes 410 amino acids. Gene Ontology annotation, molecular function: metal ion binding. The transcript is spliced from 13 exons. The record is from RefSeq and is a predicted model, not a curated record. Gene Ontology annotation, biological process: protein localization to plasma membrane; positive regulation of axon extension; neuron projection development.